AUGUCGGUGUCCCAGUAUGAUGACCUUUUAGGCGAGUUCGCUGACAGCACAGUCUCCGGUACGGCCAAGACAAACACCAUUGGUGCCUUCGAUGAAGAUUAUGAUCCAUUUGGACCAUCUCCUGGAGCAGUUCAGUCUACAAACUUGUUGGAUGAUUCUGCAAGGGGCGAGAUCGAGAACGGUUACGCAAGUAAUGGUGUAGACCUUGAUUUGGAAACCAACCAGUCAUUAGAUUCUGCUGAUUAUUUUCACGACAUGAGUGCCAGAAACCAAUCUUCAUACUCACCCAACGAACCGGGGUCGGGCUCCGUUAACUUGCUCGAUGAUGUCGACUCCACCCAGUCUUCCAACCCAGUGUAUGAUUUCGGUGCCGAAGCCACAAGUGGCUCCGAACCUGCAGAUAAUUUAUUUGACGUGGACAAUGUUGGGGCCACAGAGAGAGCCGCAGAGGAAGUAGAUUUCUUGUCUGGGGCCAAUGUGCAGCAACACGAGGAUGUGGAUCUGCUGCAGACGAGCCAGCCCAGUUCCGGUGAUGCCGACCUUCUAGGAGAUUUCGAGGUUGUGCACAGGGAGGAAGCUGUGGAACAGAAGUACGAGCCUGAGACUGCGGAGGAUCAGCUGGAUCAGCCAGAGGAUUUAGAGGCAGAAGAAGAACAACAGCAAUAUGUUGAGGAGUAUCAAGAACAAGAGGAGAUUGCUGAAGAGGAUAAAUUCGAGGAAGUUGGCAGGGAAGAUGUGGCAUCUGCGAGGGUCAUCCCGGCGGUUGAAGUCACUGAAUCUCCUGAUCAAGGUGACAGCCAACAGGAGGAGAGUCUGGUGGGCGAGAUCAGCAAGGAAUAUAUCUCUGAAGUGGAAGCCAAAGAAGAAGCUGAAGUAGAAGAGGAAGAUGUCGAAGAGAACGUUGAAGAGGAACACGAAGAUGAAGUAUCUGCUGUUAGAGAGGAUUUUACAGAGGAUGUGGAACCACCAAGUAUUCUGACAACCGACACUGACCAGGACAGCCUUGUGGUGGACAGUUUGGACCAUGAUCGUCGAGAGAAAGACCUAGAGCAUUACUGUAUGGAUCGGGAGGAAUCGGAUCUCAUGGAGGAUAUAGAGACUGAGCACCACGUUGAUAGCCUGAAGCCCAGGGAGCAGAGGAGCCGCUCCCCGAGCAGGAGUAUCGGGCCAGACAUUCCGGAAGACAUCGAAAGGCGGCAGCCGAGUCCAACUCCGGACACCGACACCGCAGAGGACGUGGACACACUGAGACCCCGAGAGGAACGGAGCCAGGCGCCAAGCCGCAGCCCAGAACCAGUGGAGCAAGAUGAGGAUGAACAUGCUGCUGCCGAUAGUGGAUUAUCAUCCAGGGCUGCAGUCAAUGAAAACAGAAACGCUGGCUUGGAUGACCAACCAACACAAGAGUAUGUUCCAGAUCGUAGAGCAGAAGAAGGCAGUUUGAGCACGGAAAGAGCAGCAGCUGCAGCACGAGAUACUACCUCUUAUCCUGAACCCACCCAAGCCUCACAGGCUUCAUCGGGAGCCAGCCGGUCUCAGGCAGAAGAGGAGGAGGAAGAAGAGGAAGGCAUAUAUGAAAACCAGCCAGCCCAGCGAGAUGAUGUUGUGCGAGAGGCUGACACAGAUCGAACUGCAGAUCUUCCAGCUACAGGCACGGCCCACAACCUGCGAGAGAAGUUCAUCUUGGCCCAGCAGGAAGCGGCAGCACCAUCCAGAAGCACUCGGGAGAUCACCCCUCCAUCUCACGCCGUCGGUGGCGAAUAUGUCUCAGAACCCAGAGGCCACUUUGACAAAUAUGAGGGAAAACCAGAAUCUGGUAUCUUUGAAAGCCAGCCAGUGGUAAAAACCGAUGUGAUUACUUCCACCACACCACAGGAGGAAGCCAAAUAUACAUCUGGCCAUGCUAAAAGCACAGCAGCUAAGUUCAAGGAGAUUGAAAAUCAGACCUACACACCGUCUGGAAAGAGAGAACUGACACCAGACCGCUCGGGACAGGUGGAGUAUGUCUCUGAACCCAAAGCUCAGUUUGAGGUCUACGAAGGAAAGGCAGAGUCUGGUGUGUUUGAGAGUGAACCAGUGGUCAACCCAGACGUGAUCAGGGCUGGGGAGGAGGUGCAAGAGAAAUUGCCGGAGAGAGGUACCGCCAAAAACUUGGCAGAGAAAUUUCUCCAGAUUAGUGCGGAAACUGCCUCGUCACCAGUCAGUCCCCGGGGUAAACGGGAAAUUACUCCGGAUCGUUCCGGACGUGUUGAGUAUGUGAGCGAACCUAGAGGUGCUCAUACAGAAGAUUAUGAAGUCAAGGUGGAUGCCGGAGUCUUUGAAAACCAGCCACAGAGAAACUUGGAUGUCAUCACCUCAGAUACAGUUGCUGAGGAUGCAGUCCCUGAGAGAGGCUAUGCAAAAAAUGUGGCUGCCAAGUUCAAAGAGUUGGAAAUCACUGUCAAAUCGCCAUCAUUGUCACCAGGCCGGAGAAAAGAGUUCACGCCUCCAAGAGAAGAUGAGAGGUUCCAUCUGUCAGGAGUCGUAGAAAAUACUCCAGACUUCAAAUCUGACGUCAUCCAUGCUGACGACCACUUGGAGGACGCACGCCCAGAGCGGGGAACAGCCAAGAACAUGGCCCAGCGGUUCCGCCAGCUGGAGACAGAGAGUAAGACACCUGGCAGCUUUAGAGCCAAGAAGGAGUUCACACCCCCACCUGGAGACACAGGAGUCUAUGAGAACCAACCUAAGCAGUUCCAGGCCGACUACAACAAGCCACCGGAAUCUGGUAUCAUAGAGAACCAACCGCUGAAGCGAGAUGAUGUUGUUCGGGGCGACGAGCCCCCGAAAUUCGAGGAGGAGCUCCCAGAGAGAGGGGCAGCCAAGAAUCUGGUGAACAAGUGGAAGCAGUUGGAGACUGAAGGCACCAAAGUCAAAUCACCAGGCUCAGGGCGUCCCAAGGAAUUUACACCACCAAGAGAGGAACCAAGAAUAGCAGAGCAGAGGAAAUCUCCCCGAACUCCCCUCUCCCCCAGUGGAAAUGAACAGCUGGAUAACGGUUCAGUCCACCCAUCAGACCUUCCAGGACAGUACCAGCCACAGAAUGAACCAUCUGUGUUUGAGUCCACUCCCGAGCAGCGCUCUGAUGUUCUUCGAGAGGGCGACACAGACUGGGCCAAAGGCAUGCCCAAGAAGGACCAGGCCAAAAAGAUGUUGGCUAGAUUCCAGAAUCUCCAGGCCGAAGCCAACAAGCAGCCAUCCGGACCUGCCCCUCGCAAGGCCAAAGACGUUCGCAAUCAAUAA
Candidula unifasciata is the source of this 3279-nucleotide messenger RNA. Lineage: Eukaryota; Metazoa; Mollusca; Gastropoda; Stylommatophora; Geomitridae. The record is from the annotation of a GenBank genome assembly.